AUGAUGAGCACCAAGUUCAUCCGCAAGGACAUAUUGGAUCUUACACCUGCAGAGACCGAUUGUUUAAUACGGGCUUUUCGCGGUAUCCAGAAUCUUCCCCCGGAGGACCCCAACUCCUUUUUUGCCAUCGCAGCGUUUCAUGGCCAACCCUUUCGCGGCCCAGGCUAUUCGAGUAAAGAUUGGUGGGGCGGGUAUUGUCAUCAUGGCAAUGUCCUUUUUCCACUCUGGCAUCGAGCAUAUGUCCUACGCCUUGAAGCGGCUCUGCGUACUAUUCCCAUGUGUGAAGGUAUCUCCAUGCCCUACUGGAAUCAGAUGAGAACCGAAAAGACCAAAGUCAUCCCAGACAUUUUUGUCCAGCAAAGUUACAAUUUAGAUGGCAAGGUCAUUGAAAAUCCUCUCUACUCCUACAAAUUCCAGAGAGGUUUCUUUGAUAAUCUAUCAAGAAUGAACGAAGACACCAAGGUCGACUUCAGCAAGCCGAAAGGAUAUGAUACUGUUCGAUAUCCCUACUCAGGUCUCGUGGGUCUCCCAGAUAUUCAAAGAACUAGACAGCACAACGAGACUAUUUCUCGAGAAGGGACUAAAGACCCUGCGGCUCAACUUAAUGAGAAUGUCAAGGACUGGCUGGAAGGCAAUGAUAAGGUCGCGGGGCUGUCACCUCGGCUGAGUGAGGAAACCAACGUAACAGCGAUGCGCAAGAAGUACAUGCACUCCCUUCAGGCUCCGAAUUAUACCGUCUUCUCAAACACUACAUCUGCUGCCAAAUGGAAUGAUGAUAACUUCGGACAACUUUCCGAUGCACAAACACUGACACUCGUCGUGUCUAUUGAAACACCACAUAAUGGAGUUCAUCUUGCUGUUGGAGGCUUUGAUCCUCCAGGUCGGCCAGUCGGCUCUCAGGCGAGUGGUGAUAUGGGUGAGAAUGAUACUGCCAGCUUUGACCCGCUCUUUUUCUUUCAUCACACGUUCAUCGAUAAAGUUUUCUGGAGCUGGCAAAUUCUGCAUCAGUCAACCGAUUCACUCGAAUUGAUACCCGAAUAUCCCGGAACGAAUUCAGUGGACAGUCAGGGUCCCACGCCAGGCACACUUGCCGGUUCGUGGAUAACGUUAGAUAGCCCACUGCGACCGUUUGUGGCAAGUGAUGGAAGAGCAUUGACAGCGAAGGAUAUGAUCAACAUCACGCGCCUUUGUUAUUCAUAUGAUUCCAUUCUGAAGCCUCCUGAAGAUGGUCCGAUUGAACUCAACAAUCCAAUUAUCCGUAUCUCCGGUAUCAAUCGUACAUCUAUCACGGGAUCUUUUGUCGUAUCCAUUUGGGCAAAGACCUGGGCCGGUGAUGAAAAGCCGCAACACACGGCAGAUGAAGGGCAAAGGCAUCCACAGGAGGUGUUGAUCGGAUACGAGCCAGUAUUCAGUCGAUGGUAUGUCCCAGGAUGUGCCAACUGCAAUAACUCUCUGUUGGUGACUGUUCACACACCUUGGGAUCGGAUGGUUAUCAAGGGAAAGGUGACGCAAAUCGUUAUCCAGGGUGAUGAGGGGGUUAAUGUACGGCAGAUCCUUGGUCCUACUUUUGUAUCCAAGUUAUAG
Molecule: messenger RNA, 1584 nt
Organism: Penicillium brevicompactum
Lineage: Eukaryota; Fungi; Ascomycota; Eurotiomycetes; Eurotiales; Aspergillaceae
Product: tyrosinase family protein
Exons: 3
Coding region: 1-1584 (527 amino acids)
Molecular function (GO): oxidoreductase activity
Source: RefSeq, a predicted model, not a curated record